Ruditapes philippinarum (Manila clam) is the source of this 904-nucleotide messenger RNA. RefSeq lists its product as uncharacterized. NCBI's taxonomy places the organism in Eukaryota, Metazoa, Mollusca, Bivalvia, Venerida, Veneridae. The record is from RefSeq and is a predicted model, not a curated record. The transcript is spliced from 5 exons. Bases 122 to 904 code for a protein of 260 amino acids.
CGAGGUUUAAAGUCGGAUGUUUGAGUAUAAUGUUAGACACAGUAAUACGUAAUACUAUCAGUUUUUAUACUUACUGAUUAAUUAUUGUGCGUGAUAUUGUUAGUUAAAUAUAUGUUUGAUAAUGGCAGAAAAGGAUGUAAAAAAAAGUCUGAAUGAAAGAAAUAAUGACUCCGAAUCGUUUCUAACAUUGAAAGGAGUAAACAGUUCUGUUGCAAGCACAACCUGCCAUGACCAGUCAGUUAUGUUACUGACAAACGCAGACAUUGAUUCUGGACAUUCUGGACAGUACUCUCACGAAUACGAGGUUUGCUCUGUUUGUAUCAAAACAGAAGAUUUUCGAGCUGCAACACAUUUCUGCAAAAAUUGUAAACCAUGUGGAAAAUAUCUGUGUGGCAACUGUUUAAAAGCGCAUACUAAUUUUUCAAAACAUCAUAAAGUGGUAUCACUAUCUGUCAACAAGAAAAGCAAAAGGAUAUCAGAUAGACAAAUUAGAAACAUAAAAGAAGGGACUCAUUCAGAUUAUACAAAGAGCUGGCUGGAUGAAAAAUGUGAAACCGCUAGAAGUCAAAGCGUUUCAUUAUAUUCAACAAUAAAAGAAAGUGAUCAAACAACGAUACUGUCAGACAGCACACGGACCCUUGUUGAAAAUUCAGUUACAAGCAGAACAAUGGCAAGCAGUACAAUAGCGACAUCCGACGGUACAGAAAUAAUAGGGUCGGAUGAUCAGUCGUUAAACAUACCCAACUUGCAACUAUUUGAAAGAGACUCUGAAGGAUUUGAUAGUUUGCAAAAUCAUCGGAAAGAUCUAGUAACCAGUGAAAACACAGUUAAACACAAGGACAUACAUACAGGCUUUUUGAAUCUGGCACAUAGCACUUUACCGGAUGCAGCAAAUCUUCGGUAG